Molecule: messenger RNA, 4621 nt
Organism: Aureobasidium vineae
Lineage: Eukaryota; Fungi; Ascomycota; Dothideomycetes; Dothideales; Saccotheciaceae
Source: the annotation of a GenBank genome assembly
ACCUUACUCAGCCAUGUCGACUGGUCGUCCCUCCGGUCAAAGGUCGCACUCUGCUGUGAGAAGGCAAACAGCUACUAAGCCAAAUCCUUCCCAAGCCUCGUUUACACCUGAUCCUGAUACCGAGUUUCAACCUUGUGCCGCGACCGCCUCAUUCUUCCUCUACGCUCAGAGAAACAUUGUUCUCUGUUUGCACCACGAUACAUUAGCAAUAGAGCGACGCUUCGAUCGACAUCAAGAAGACGUACUUUGGAUAUGUGCAGACACUGUCAGUGAAAGAGGUGCGGGCCGUUUGGCUGUCAGUUAUGAUGCAGGGCAUACUGCGAUUGUUUGGGACAUCUCAACAGGAGACGAGAUUGCUCGCUUCGCAUCGUACGAACAUAUUAGAGUGGCAGCAUGGAUGAAAAAUGGGAAUAUUGCCUUCGGAAACGCCCAGGGAAAUGUAAUAUUGUUCGAGCCUUCUACUUCCGAGCACAUAUCAGCUCGUACUAUCUAUGAUCCUAUCACAGCGAUAGCCCCAGCAGCCGACUCGCGGACUUUUGCGAUCGGUUUCCUAAACGGCUCAAUCUUGAUCGCGACAUUGCAACCGCUUUUCACAAUUGUGCACAGUCUGACGACAUCGAAAGCGCCUUCCCGAAUCGCAGGACUUUCCUGGCAUGGCUCUUCUUCGCGUCAAAAGUCUGAAAUGCUUGCUACUCAAACCGCAGAUGGCGACCUCAGAGUCUGGAGUAUACCAAAAACAGCUGUCAUCGGAGAAACACCAAACAUUAUUCGGAUAUUGAGCCGAUUGGAAAGUAGAAGCCUAGGACCUUGCUGGUUCUCAUGGUCGAAAAAUGGCCGCAUCAUUCAAUACACAGAUGNNGAAACACGCUCGUGGGACGUCCGCACCAAGAACGUGAACUUCCAAUCUGUGCCGACCGUUGAUGCUAUUAUCGGCAUUGCAUGUUACGGCCCGUCCUCGACACUCUUUACCCUUGGACAAAACCACACGGUACAACAGUACGAUGUAAACCCAAGCGAAGUUCCCAUACAAGUUGCCAGUAUACAGCAUGCUCCUGGUCCACUUCCGCCAUCCCCACCAAAUUCAAUUGAAGAGCAAAAGAAGGAAGAGACGGCCAGAAGACAAGCCGCAGCAAGCGCUGCUCCACUGCCUNUUGCCUACGCGGAUGCGGACUCAAGCGAAGGUGAGUUAGGCACAAUGUCUCCACUCGAGAAGAUUGCAAAAGAGAUGGAUCAACUAGAGGACGAGAAACAAGACCGACUUGGUGCGCUCAGUCCAACAUCUAGCAGAGCUUCCUCAGUAAGCUCUCGAUCAUCCAAUGGAGGACGCAGAGUGCCGUCAUAUCGUUACGACAAAGCACCUUCAUCUCGAGCCUCCGAGGUAUCCUACAAUGAGGGGACCGAGUUUCCGUUUGGUCUACCCUCGAUAAAGCCUCGCGAAAGCGUCUCUAUCCGCUCAACAUCUUCCUUUCGUUCCUCAGGCCUACGCAAAGAAGUCUUGAGAAGCCCAGACGAGGUUCAGCAGACGUCGCAGAUGGACCUUUUCCCUUAUGCUCGGGCAAGACUUCGAGACGUCCCUUUUAGAACUCCUCGUUAUGGCCAAGCUGCUCGCACUUCCGACAUAUUGCGACAAGAAAUGCUAAGUGUAGUUUUCGGAUGGAACGAUGACAUCGAGUCUCUAGUGCGCGACGAAUGUGAACCUGGAUCGGCGAGCAGCGUACUUCUCUCGAAAUGGCUUGGUGACUUUGGCGCAGACACCAUGGCCGCUAUGGUGGGUUCUGAAAACAUGACUUCUUCCGACUGGAUGUUACUCGCUUUAAGCUCCAUGGGCCCAUCUUCUGCAAAACAGGUUGGUCAAGCAUUCGUCCAGAGACUAUUAGAAAAGGGUGACAUCCACCCUGCAGUUGCGGUGCUUUUGGGAUUUGGCGAACACAAUGAUGCUAUCGAAGUCUACGUCUCUCGUGGCUACUACAUGGAAGCAAUUCUUCUGACUUGCCUAACCAUGCCGUCAGAUUGGCAGAGGCAAUCCUACCUUGUUCGUAAGUGGGGUGAAGCUUCUGUUAUGCAAGGUCAACCAGAACUCGCGGUUCGCUGCUUCUCGUGCACAAGUCUCGAAAGCUCAGAUUCCUGGUCUUCGCCUCGAGCACAAGACGCAACCUUCUCCAGUACAAGAGAACAGGGUAUUGGCCCCUCUCCUCUGAGCNCCCCACUUUCUCCGCCAUUCGCUGUUCGUUCAAACCGGAAAUUGACGAGAAAUGGAUCGCUCAAACUCAUCACGACAUUUGGUGACAAGNGGGCCCCACUCGUAUUGCCUUCCGCAGAUCAAAGGACACCAAUGCCAGGCAUGCUCGGUGUAGGUGUUACACCAAUAGCCGAGUCCGCCAUCUCACCUGGUGGUGCAGCGCCCUGGCUUCGAUCUGGUAGCAGAUUCGACCGAGACCCGUCGUCCGCGAGAACGGCUACGCCCGGUGGAUAUGCAAGAAAACAACUGCCUUCCAGGAGUGGAACAUCAAGAACUCGAGAUACGUCGCAGACUCCUUUGACGGCUCGUAGAGAGGUAUCAGGACCAACACACAUGACCGAAAGUUUAGAGCCCAAACGAUUUGGUCAUGGUCGCCACUCUUCGUCUGUCAGCUCGAGUGAGAAGUUUCAAAGCUUGGAGCAGGCGUCACGGCAGCCUUUGCAGCCAGAUCGUCUACCAUCCCCAAGUAACGACGUUUUUGCGCGCCUGAAAAACGAUACGCGCACCAGGAACGGCUCACGAGAGAGAGCCAACAGCGAUCUCCAUGUACAAAUCUUUGAUACGGUCUACAUGCCAACGCAGUCUUCUCAAAGUUCUUCCGCCCAGUCUGCCCAUCCUGAUCCUUUCACAGAUUCCCGUCAUAAGCAGCAGGAUCACCCAGAUUACACAUCAGAUUAUCGUGGUCGGUCGGCAAAGCGAUAUAUCGGUGCACCCAAAAGAUCACCAUCAUCACCGAUUCCCAUGUCACCUGACGAAGUUAUGGCCAGUCGAGCAAUGGCUGCAGCCGCUAAGGCAGACGAGUCUUACUACCGGGAGCCGACGCCACAGAGCACGACCUCCAAUACAGACCGGACCUCGCGAGCAAAUAGCCAAGCCCCGAAUAGACAGAGGGACACUAGCCAGGUGGACCAGCGACUUACGGUCAAUAAACGUGACAGAAGCGAAUCUCGUACGCCAGCAAGACCUUUCCCUCGUUCGCCAUCGGUUUCUGCUGCGACAACUAAUGAAUCCGUCUUCAUGAGAAGUGAGCCCCGACAGAGACUUCAAGUCAGCAGGAACAGAGCAGUCUCUGUACAAGAUGACAUUGAAUCCAGGACUCAGACCGAUACUGUGUCUGAGAAUCCUAGAAAGAGCCUCGAUGAAGACAGCUCUGCUUCUGAGAAUCCAAACGAAGGGAUUGUGCGCCGCAGAGACCUCCAAAGUCUGACCAAGAAGCAACUUGCCGCUCGAGAGCUCGAAGAGAGGCGCGCUUCCUUAGCCAGGCGUCCGUCUGCACCAGCGAUACCCUUGCCCAGCGAUGUCACGACGCCUACAAAAAGGCCUUUCAUGGCUCCUCGACAUCAUACCGAGCUCGGAGAUACUCCUAGCUCUUUUAUGCCCNCCUAUUCUGCCGGUCAGAUUAUCCGUAGUCAUACGGCUGAUCCAGAGUCUAAGGGUCGCUUUCCACCUACAAGAAGCACGGGUACCUCGACUCCGACAGUUCCGAUUGGACUGCCAGCUACUCCAAGAGCUAUGAGACAUCCACGAUACAUGUCUGCUGAUCCCAAUGAACACGAAGGAAUACCUGCUGUCCCUCACAUUCCCGAGACUCCACCUCAACUUACACCUGCUACUUUCCAGCAAGGCUCACCUUCACCGAUAUCUGCUGAAGACGAUCAAGUCGCUCCUCUUCUUCCUUCGACGGUUUUUGGGCAGUCAGUACCUCUGUCUCCACCGCGUUCCUCGUCGGCACCGCCCGAGACGAACAUGGACGGCACUCCAUGGCAUUACAAGACGGUGCUGCCGCACUCUUCCCGACGUGGAUCUGCCACUAAAGGAACUCACAUUCGAAAACUCACACCCACGGAGAACAACUUCCAGCCUCAACAAAGUCCUUCGUCGACCAGGCCUAGCAUUGACCAGACUCUGCACGACGCCCAAAUCGUAAUCGUAGAAGACUCAGAGUUGAUGCUACCAGAACUUCAGCAUCUCGCGGGCCCUCCACCUCCACCUCCACCUCCAUUGAUGACAAACAGGCGGGGUAGCGGUCUGGGUGUUAUCAACAUAGCCAUUGGAGAAGAAGAGCCCAUGAUCAUCGACACAGUACUACCCAGCAUGUUCUCCAGACAACAAACCCAACCUGACGGUAGUAUGUCUCGGGCGAAAUCCACUUACGAACCUUCUCCCAUUACGACCAGUGCCGCAGCUUCCGAAGCGUCGCUCUCGUUACAGAACGCAAUGCCUCCACCACCGCCUCCACCGCCAGCACCACCUUUACUCGUCGAACAGUCAGAGAACUCUGGCGAUCCAGGCCGAGGAUAUCUUCACCCUCGUGAAGUUCGAGUGAAUAUGCCACCUGAGACUCUCUUGUCGUCAGGAGUGUACCAACCGGAUAACAUGUUC